AUGAGAAAAUGGAGAGGCGAAAAAUUACAUUAUGGAGGUCUAGGAGGCAUUGAGGUUCUCUUUUAUCAGAGGAGUGUAUGUGGAAGCAAUGUGCGGUCUGUCAGAUGUAAGUUACAUAAUAUAUAUACUAACUGUAUUUAUAUUAACGCUCGUAUGACUUUUAUUUCGACAUGUCUAACACAAAUGGUGUUUUGGAAGAAUUGUUGUUUCAUAUCAAUCAGGUUGCUGUGGUCAUGUGGUAGCUAUCGGAUUGAUCGGAUGGUUGAAUUACGUACAAAAAUUUGUUUGUUUGUUUUCUCCUACUUCGUAAUUUAG
Molecule: messenger RNA, 315 nt
Organism: Spodoptera littoralis (African cotton leafworm)
Lineage: Eukaryota; Metazoa; Arthropoda; Insecta; Lepidoptera; Noctuidae
Source: the annotation of a GenBank genome assembly